This is a messenger RNA of Dinoponera quadriceps, 1158 nucleotides long. RefSeq lists its product as uncharacterized. NCBI's taxonomy places the organism in Eukaryota, Metazoa, Arthropoda, Insecta, Hymenoptera, Formicidae. The transcript is spliced from 5 exons. Bases 1 to 1158 code for a protein of 385 amino acids. The record is from RefSeq and is a predicted model, not a curated record.
AUGCGUAUUAUUUUCGCACUCCUCGUCGUGACUAGCGACUUAGUCACGGAAAAAUCGUUUAGCUACGAUGCAAGAAGUGGCCAAACAUCAAUGCUGCAAUUGCCCAGAUGUGAUCGCUACAGCAUGUAUCUAACAAAAUGCAUAGAGAACUUAUUGCUAAUGAUGAGGCCUUACUUUGCCACGGGCAUCCCGGAAUUAAAUAUACCACCUUUCCAGCCGUUUCAAACGGAUUAUUUUGAUUUUACAUUACAUAAUGCAGACUUCAGGGGAUAUGCGGUAUUUAGGCAAAUAAAAUUGUUCGGUCUCUCAAACUAUCAGGUGGAAAGUGUAGAAGUUUUUUCCGGAAUGAGAGAAAUUAAAUUUCAAACGUACAUCCCAUUAAGCACAUUGCGCGCUAUUUAUAGCAUAAACGCUACUAUCUCCGGUAUAUAUAUAGAUAGACACGGAUACCAAAUGCGAAGCACUUUAAGCGGCAUUUCUUCCAAUGUACACAUAAUAGGAGAUUAUAGGAGAAUAAACAACGAAGACCGUUUCGUAGCGAGCAAUGUCUUUGUGAAAUUGAGCUUCAUACACGUCAUUUUCCAACCAGAGUUUAUCGUAUGUAACCGCACCCAAAAAAAUAUAGAAACAUGCAUAGAGAAGAGUAUACAAUCGAUGCGACCUUAUUUAAAGAACGGUAUUCGGAUGCUGAAUAUAUCAUCUAUCGAUCCCUUCAGAGCGGAGCACUUUCAGUUUACCUCGAACAAAUCCUUUAGCGGAAUUGCGAAAUGUGAGAGUUUAGAGAUGGACAAUUUCUCGAAGUUCACGGUAAUUAACGUCGAAUACGAAUUUAAAGGGAACUUUAUAGGCGCUGUAGCCAAGGUCACAAUAAAUGGUGAAUUUUGCACAUCGGAUAGCAAUCACGAAGAAUUUUUCAACGUGCGUGAUGUCUCAGUGAUAUUGAGCAUAAGAUCAGUCACAUCACACAUAAAAAAUCUAGUCGAACAAGAUGCUAUACUGGACGAAGUAAAUUCGUAUCUAAACAGCGACUGGGGACAGAUAGAGAUACGGAAAGAAAUAUUGCCCGAAUUCCAGAGGGCCGCUGCCACUGUUAUCCGUUCAAUCGCUAAUAAGAUCUAUUCAACAUACCCGAUAGAAUUGUUGAUGCCAAAAAUCUAA